Molecule: messenger RNA, 3696 nt
Organism: Corticium candelabrum
Lineage: Eukaryota; Metazoa; Porifera; Homoscleromorpha; Homosclerophorida; Plakinidae
Product: contactin-2-like
Exons: 14
Coding region: 1-3696 (1231 amino acids)
Biological process (GO): cell-cell adhesion
Molecular function (GO): protein binding
Source: RefSeq, a predicted model, not a curated record
AUGGCAACCAAUUUAGCUGUUAGUUUAGGAGCAACAGUGACCAUGAGUUCAGUCUAUGGUUCUGAUUAUGUUGCUGCAAAGGCUAUAGAUGGCAAUCCAAAAGAUGUUACUGGACAGCCACUUGAUGGUACUGAUUGUGCUGCUACAAAAUAUUCCUUGAAUCCUUGGCUUCGAGUUGACUUGCAAAAGGAAUAUCUUGUGUCACGUGUUAGAGCUAUCCUUUAUGAUCACAAAGGUCAAAAUGUGUAUGUCCAUGUUGGUAACAACUUAACAAAGGAUGGAAAUGACAACCACGAGUGUGGAAAGGCUCCAUAUGACAGCUCUACUGACAAGGAUGCAAUAUGGCGAGAUGUUAGCUGCAGUCCACCAGUUUGGGGAAGAUACAUUAAUUUACAGAGAAUAGUGACAAGUAACAUUCUUCAUGUAUGUGAGAUGGCUUUCAACUAUGAGUUGGAGAUUGCUAUUCUAGACAAUAAUAUGAAUAUUGAAGGAACGAGUGUGGCAGUUGAUGAGAAUCAAGAUUACUCUAAUCCUAUUGAUUGUGGUGUCAGUCCUGAUGUGACCAACUUUACUGCUCUCUUGCAAUGGAAACACAACACAACCAAUGAUGUACCAUCGUCAAGUGUACAGACUACUGGUGUAUAUCAGGUGUAUGAGAAUGGUGUGCAGCGGCUCUACAUCAAGUCAGCCAGUACCUCUGACAGUGGAGUGUAUUCAUGCCAAUAUACUGCAACUGAUGGCUCUAUAGUGUCAAAGUCAUUUACAUUGAAUGUUACUGUGGGUAUGGCAACCAAUUUAGCUGUUAGUUUAGGAGCAACAGUGACCAUAAGUUCAGUCUAUGGUUCUGAUUAUGUUGCUGCAAAGGCUAUAGAUGGCAAUCCAAAAGAUGUUACUGGACAGUCACUUGAUGGUACUGAUUGUGCUGCUACAAAAUAUUCCUUGAAUCCUUGGCUUCGAGUUGACUUGCAAAAGGAAUAUCUUGUGUCACGUGUUAGAGCUAUCCUUUAUGAUCACAAAGGUCAAAAUGUGUAUGUCCAUGUUGGUAACAACUUAACAAAGGAUGGGAAUGACAACCACAAUUGUGGAAAGGCUCCAUAUGAUGACUCUACUCACAAGAAUGUAAUAUGGCGAGAUGUUAGCUGCAGUCCACCAGUUUGGGGAAGAUACAUUAAUUUACAGAGAAUAGUGACAAAUCACAUUCUUCAUGUAUGUAGGGUGGCUGUCAACUAUGAGUUGGAGAUUACUAUUCAAGACAAUAAUAUGAAUAUUGAAGGAACAAGUGUGGCAGUCGAUGAGAAUCAAGAUUACUCUAAUCCUAUUGAUUGUGGUGUCAGUCCUGAUGUGACCAACUUUAAUGCUCUCUUGCAAUGGAAGCACAACAUGACUAUUGAUGUACCACCUUCAAUUGCACAGAUUGUGUAUGAGAAUGGUGUUUCGAAGCUCUACAUCAAGUCAGCUAGUGCCUCUUCCAAUGGUCUGUAUACAUGCCAAUAUACUGCAACUGAUGACUCUAUAGUGUCAAAGUCAUUUACACUGAUCGUCAAUGUAAACUGUGAAUGGAGCUCAUGGUCAGAUUGUACAUCAUCAUGUAGUUUUGGAACUCAUACUCGUACACGAGCACGUCUUAAGCAACACAAUGGAAUGGACUGUGUGGGGUUGCCAACUGAGAACUGUGACAGCAAACAACCACCAUGUAAGGACGGUGGGAUUUUUGUGCUUGGUGUGUUAUGGAGAGUUGAACUUUAUGAUAUGAUUGCAGGUGCACCAACAGCUGAGCAGAUUACAGAAGUUUCUUUUGAUGAGUCGUCAGUGCAAGAGUUAAGUUGCUCAGCUUCACAGUAUUCUGGUCUGAGUGGAGACAUUACAUUUGGAUGGUACAGAGAAGAGAAUGGAGUUGAUUCAGCUAUUGUAUUAGACUCUCGAGUAACAAAGUCGUUGAAUAAUGAUGGUGUGGGCAAAUUUACUGGGAAAUUGAAAUUUGGAUCUGUGAAGCGUUCAGAUAGAGGAAUAAUCAAGUGCAGGGCUUUUAACAAGUAUGGUGCUAGUGAUAUGUCUUCAGCUACUUCAGUUGAUGUCAAAUAUGCUCCUGAAUUUGUUGAAAUUAUACCACCCAAUCCAGUGGGUGUGAAAGGACAAAGUAUCACAUUAAACUGUUCUGCUGGUGGUAAUCCCUCUCCAGAUUAUGAAUGGAGAGGAGGCAAGAGUGCAACAGGAUCUACUCUGGAAUUAACAUCACUUGAAUUUAAGGAUGAAGGGACAUACACAUGUGUUGCUAAUAACAUUAUUGAGGCUGGUGGUAGGUCCACUAUUGCAUCAGUACAGUUGACAAUUGAAGGUCCUCCACAGAGAUGUGUUGUGUUGUCAGUUGAAAGCUAUAAUGACUCUGAAGUGAAUGUCACAGUCAACUGUCCCGAAAAUGGAAACUCAAGUGUAACUGAAUAUCGCAUAGAAUAUCAGUUGGAUAGUGGCACCGGCAACAUGCAGUGGGAACAAAGAGAAUUCAGUGCUAGUGAUCCUCAUCCGUUUGUUGUUGUUGGUCUCAGUCCAUUUACAAAGUACAGAUUUAGAGCAACAGCAAGCAACAGGCAUGGCUAUGAACCUGGAAGUUUGGCAUCUGUUAAUGUGGUGCCUGUGACUACUGCUGAAGGCUAUCCCAGUUCUCCUAAUUCAGUGAGUUUAUCAGGAAAUGCUUCUGCUCACUGGUUUGUUGUGUCUUGGUCACCUCCUAGUACACCUAAUGGUGUUCCUCGCUAUUACUUUGUUCACUACAAACCAAUUGGUGUUCGUCAAGUGAGAGAUGUGGAUGGGUACAAGAGACUGAAUGUAACAACCACUUUGGCCAAUUUGACAAUGCUCACUCCAUUUACACAAUACAUUGUUGAGGUGGUAGCAGUGAACGUUCGGUCUCAUGAUGGUAAGGUGUUGGAAGGACAAAGAAGUACUGCCAUUGUUGCCAACACAUCAGAAGAUGCACCGAAUCCACCUCAGAAUUUGAGAAAUUCAAGUGUGACAGCAAGUUCAAUUAUUCUACAAUGGGACAGGCCUAUUAGCUUUAAUGGGGCUUUUCAGUACUACACUGUUUACAACAGUAUUGGUGAUCAUGAUGCUCCGUACAGCAAGAGUCCCGACCUUGAGAGUCGUGAAAACUUAUACACUUUGGCGGGCCUCAAACCAUAUACUGUUUACAAAAUAUAUGUGACAGUAACGAAUAACGCAAAGUCUAAUCCAGAAAGUUUUCGUAGUAACAUGAUUACAGUACGCACACUGGCAUUAACACCAACUCCACCUCAGCGUGUGAGAAAUUCAAGUGUGACGUCAAAUUCAGUUUCUAUUCAGUGGGAUUCUCUCUUGAACUCAAAUGACAUCAUUCACUUUUACACAGUUUACUAUAGCAUUGAUCGAUCACAGUAUGACACGUCUUCUGACAUUCCCAUUAGUCAAAAUACAUACACGUUGAUGAAUCUUAGUCCAUACACAACAUACUUCAUAUACAUGUCAGUUACAAACAAUGCCAGCUUCAAACCAGAAAGUUUGCGUAGCAACGUUAUUCAAGUGCAAACUCUUCGGUCUUCUCCACUUAAACCAGAUAAACCAUUAGCUGGUGACACAAGAUCAUCGGCAACAACUAUAGCAUUGGUGCCUCCAAGUGUUGUUGAUGAUUCCAAUGGUCCAAUAAAGUGCUGCUAUACGUUUUAA